GAGAAAUACAUUUAGGGCCAGCUCACGCUACAUGUGUUUCAGUUGCUUUUUUCUGCAUCCAAAAUGCACAGAAAGUAGGUUGUAUGGUUGUCAAUGUCAUAGUUCACAUCAGUGCUUGCAGUUUCAGUGCGUUCCAGUUGCAGAGAAAAAAAAAGAACAUGCUGCAUUUUUUUCUGCACAGAAUUGUAGUAGAGCGCACCAAAAACGCACUGGAAUGCACUAAAAACACACUGUAAUGCACAUGUCCCUAGUUAAAUUGAAGAAAAAGAGAGGGGAGAAAAAUGAACUGGAA
Messenger RNA from Staurois parvus, 292 nucleotides. Lineage: Eukaryota; Metazoa; Chordata; Amphibia; Anura; Ranidae. The record is from the annotation of a GenBank genome assembly.